Molecule: messenger RNA, 1512 nt
Organism: Opisthorchis viverrini
Lineage: Eukaryota; Metazoa; Platyhelminthes; Trematoda; Opisthorchiida; Opisthorchiidae
Exons: 6
Coding region: 37-1512 (491 amino acids)
Source: RefSeq, a predicted model, not a curated record
AUCGGCGGGGGAGUGGAUACUGGAAUCGAGGCUGUGAUGAAUCUCACUGUUGCUAAUUCGGGUGAGGGUUCGUUCAUCACUAGUCUUGAGGGGCGUCAGUGUAUCGAAUACUUGGCUCGAAUCAAAGCCACCAAGGAGCAAUGCAAAGUCGUUGCCAAUACAGCGACACAUUCCAUCAUGCAAUCGAAAGCUGACCACAAGGAAGCAUCGUCAGGUGCGUCGGCUGUCAGACGCAGAGGUCGAAAUCAGAAUAGUGUAAAAUCGAUCGCCAAGAAAUCGGAACCCGAUACGGACAGUAGUACUACUACUAACACCUCAGUUAAACCACAGCAAUAUUCGAAGGAAUCCAGGGAGUGGGAGCUGACCAAACUGCGGUCGUUCACACUUCCUUUCCCGCUCCCUGACUCACCCGAUGUCAAUGGCGUUCAGGUCAAAGCGAGCGAUGGUAGUGGACUACCGACCUGUGUGGCAACUGGAGGUCCUGGUGGAUGUUGGCUGGCCGUCGGUUCUGAUGUUGGCUCUGUGUUUCUAAUCAACCGUCAUGUUGAUCCUGAAAGGAACAUUGUAGAGCCUGCAUCUCGCUCACAUCAACUAAAGACGGCCCACUGGUUAAGGCGCAAAGUUACUGACCGGAAGGCCCUGACCUCUGCCUCUCGGCUGUUCCUGUCUAGACUUGGGAAACCUGGCAGUAUAUCGGCCCUCGUGCUUCCUUUGGGCGAAAUGGCAACUAGACACCUAAAGGAUGCUACAUCUAAACCAUCUAAUCUAUCCACUAUGGCUCAGUGUUUAGAGCGCAAGUUUACUGACUGGAAGGUCCAUGCUCCGAACCCGACCUCUGAAUCUCAACUUCUCCUGUCUGGGCUUGGGCAUCCUGGAAGUGUCCGACCCCUCGCAUCCAUCAUCUAUCCGGACGUAAGUGGUGGUCUGUCCUCGGGUGUUUGCAGUCUUGCACUGACAUCCUCACAAGCGCCCGUGGGAACGAAGGCCUCUUCGAAUCAUCCAGCACCUCUGCUUGCGACAAUCUGUGACCAGCCUAGUUGGGGCGCUCUGCGAGUGUGGCGCACGGAUCCCACUCAGGGUGAUGAUGACUGCCCCCUAUUCGAAUCCAUACCACCCGGGGCACAAAUCAGAGAUCGUAGAUGCAAGAAAAAGAAGCCUACUCAACACAACCACAUCGACUCUACCGCAUCACUCACUGACGACCUGUUCGCGGAGGACAACCACUGUGGCACAUGCCGCGUGCGAUUACAGCCGUAUGCACUGGCCUCUUGUUCAAUUUUUACCUCCGGCAUAACACCGCCGCCUUCACCAACCACACACAGUGUAACGGCAAACAGUGUUUCUUGCCCUUUAUAUCGUCCAGCUGUAACACCCUUUCGGCGCCUGACUGCCAUGUCACCCAAAGGAAGCACAAGGGUUGGUUGCCCAAGCCUAGACGAGGGAGGUCGAGAGACAUUUGUCGGAUUUGAAUCACGGACCUUCCGGUCAGUAAAUUCGCGCCUCAGCCACUGA